Messenger RNA from Alternaria triticimaculans, 1077 nucleotides. RefSeq lists its product as uncharacterized. Lineage: Eukaryota; Fungi; Ascomycota; Dothideomycetes; Pleosporales; Pleosporaceae. The record is from RefSeq and is a predicted model, not a curated record. Gene Ontology annotation, biological process: protein phosphorylation. Bases 1 to 1077 code for a protein of 358 amino acids. Gene Ontology annotation, molecular function: ATP binding; protein kinase activity. The transcript has 4 exons.
AUGCCCAAGCGGAUGGUUAUCAAGGAAGCGAGGCCUGACAAGAUCCAAUGGCGUGACCUUUGCUUUUGGCGAGAUCAGUUGCCGUGCGAGAUCCACAUGCACCAGCUAGUCGAAAACGGCCGCGUGGUAUCUGAUAGCGACGAUGAGCCCGCUGGUUCUGAUCAUGAAACUCUGGUCAGACAUCAUGGUUACCGCUUGAUGAUGACCCAGCGGCGUUAUCGCAUCUUCUUCGACUACUACGAAGGCGGCAAUCUUUGGCAUGCUUUAGAAAAGCACUGCACCAGGAUGAAGACAUUCUAUACCCAAGGCGAGGAACCAGGGCUUGAUCAUGACUGGGAUGAGGAGUUCGGUUGCUACCGUGACUCAGAAGCGGUGCCCGGCGAGGCGGGAUUGUGUGAGAAGAUAUCCGAAGGCCUUAUCUGGAGAAUUGCUAGCUCGCUCGUUCAAGCGUGUCAGAUCCUGCAUUUCGGCCAGGUCAGUAUUGGAGGUGUGCAGAACACCACACCUGAUUGGAAAGCGAUCAAACACUGCGAUAUAAGACUUGACAACAUCUUCAUCAAGCCAGCGGCUGAGGAGAACGAGAACGAGGUCUGUGAUCAACCUCCGCAGGAUACGUUGGAGAUCGAACACCAGUUUGUAGUCAACGACGCAGCAGAAAGCGCUGGGGUAGUACCCCUAGACGAAAAGACAGAUGUAUGGCAGAUUGGUGCAGUACUUUACUCAUUACUCAGCAAUGGUUUCUUCCCCCCUCUCGGCCAAGGGCCAUGUCGCUUUGUCGAGAAAUUUAACGUAACUGUACCUUUCGCCGGCGACCUGAGAACCAUCGUCGACCCAGAGGAUGACCCAUGGAAUGACAUGUAUUUCUUUCCUACUUUCAAACGUUACAGCGAGGAUCUGAAGCGGUUGGCGUUCGAGUGUCUGGCAUGGCAAUCGAGUGAACGGCCGACGUUAUUGGAGAUGAGGAAUAGGAUCGAUGAUUUUCUUGGGACGCACCCGGAUGUUGCGAAUGAUCGGAAUAUGGAGUCGCUAGAGGUCGUUCGAGAUUUGGAAUUCGCGAUUGGGAAACCUAUGAACUAG